Diversispora eburnea is the source of this 1200-nucleotide messenger RNA. NCBI's taxonomy places the organism in Eukaryota, Fungi, Glomeromycota, Glomeromycetes, Diversisporales, Diversisporaceae. The record is from the annotation of a GenBank genome assembly.
AUGAAAUCUCAAUCAAUAUACUCAUCAUUAUUAUUGUGCAUUUUAACUUUUACUCAUUUUCUAACAAUAACAGCUGAAAGAUGUGUCGAUAUUCCAGAUCCUUUAAAUCCUUCUAAGCAAGUAAUAGUAGACUGUCCACCUACUGUGAAUAGUGACGCUUAUGUUAAGCGUCAAACCACCAAUUUCUUUGAAGUAACUCAUAAUUGUACUGCUACUGCAGCCCUGUGUAACAAGAUCAAAGAGGCCUUCAAUGACGCCGGAAAAGAAAUAUCAAAAGUUUUGGAGUUAAAACAGAUAAUCAAAGUAAAUGCCACUUUUACAGACCUAAUUAAUCCAUUUUUAUUAGGUUCUGCCGGUCCUGCACGAUAUAUACCACUGACCUCAGAUGAUAAGAUCAUAAGAAGCUAUCCUCAAGCUCUUGUGAAGCAGUUUUCCUUAAGCACACAUCCUGAAUAUAAUGAUUAUGAUAUUACUGCAAGACUUAAUGCAGCCCAAAAUUGGUGGUUUAGAACUGAUAACGGAACAAUCGGUUCUGAUCAAUAUGAUUUUUACGCAGUUAUAUUACAUGAACUUAUACAUGGACUUGGGUUCAUAUCAAGUUGGAGUAAUCUCCUCGAAACUUUAGUUGAUCAAGAUACCACUGGUCUUACUCCUUUUCCCGAUUUCGGUGGUGACAAUGACAGUCAAUUUGAAGGAUUUUUGGAAAAUAUUUUUGAUAAAUAUGUAAAGUUCACACGAAAUGGUGUAGUAAGCACAUCGACAGAUUACACUUCCCAAUUAAAUGAGUCGGUACCUAUUGGAACUUCAUUCGAUACUGUCGAGGAAUUUUUAGCUCGAGUAAAAUCUUCUCCACAAUGGGAAAUUGCAGAAUUCACACUUGAAUCGGCAACUACUAAUGAUAGUUUGACCUUUACACCUGCGGAAGGCACAAGUUAUAAGGAAGUAAUUUAUUUAGAAUCCGGUUUAUAUCCUUAUGAUCAAGGAUCUAGUAUAAGCCACGUCAGCGAAAAACAUUAUGAAUUAACUCCCGAUUUUUUGAUGACAUGGAGUCAAGAUCCUGGUAUAACACUAGAAUUCGCAAUCCAAAGAGGUGGGAAUCACUCAUCUCCAAUUGGACCCAGAAUUUUGUCCAUACUUGAAUCAAUGGGAUAUGAAACAGAAUCUUUUCCCAAUCCAAUUAUACCCACAUAUGAGCCUUAA